GUAUAGAUUGCCGAAGCGAGCACAGCACGGACUCAGUCCUCCAGCAAACUCCACCGGGGACUUGUUGAGCUUGUGUGAACCUACCGAGGGGUAGCUAAUCCUGCCCGGCCGAGGUGUAAAGGCGUUCCAGGCAGGCUGAGCCAGGGCGCAAGAACUUUUCAGCGCCAAAGAUCAGUACAUCUCCAACGGCAUGAAGGCGUGUGCGGUGAUAACGUUAGUGCUUGUGGCAAACACGGCGUAUAUCGGUGUCGAGGCAUGGGGUGGCCUCUUCAACCGCUUUAGCCCCGAAAUGCUGUCUAACCUCGGCUACGGCAGUCACGGCGGCUACAUGAACCGUCCUGGACUACUGCAGCAGUCGCUUCAGGAAGGAUACGGUGGCAUGUACGAAGGGGUCGAACCAACGGAAGAACCAUGCUACGAGAGGAAAUGCGUGUACAAUGACCACUGUUGCCCGGGAUCCAUUUGCGUGAAUCUCGACGGAGUUGUUGGAACAUGCAUUUACGAUUUCGGUAUGAAACAAGGCGAGCUUUGCAGACGGGAUAGCGACUGCGAAACCGGCUUAAUGUGUGCCGAAAUGCCUGGACGCGAAACAAAAUCGUGUCAACCGCCGACCACUUCGAACAAGUUAUACAAUGAGGAGUGCACUAUGUCAAGCGAGUGUGACAUCGGCCGCGGGCUGUGCUGCCAAUUACAAAGGCGACAUCGGCAAACUCCUAGAAAGGUAUGCUCGUACUUCAAGGACCCUCUGGUUUGCAUCGGCCCGGUAGCGACGGAUCAGAUAAAGUCCGUGAUCCAAUACACUUCCGGCGAGAAGCGGAUCACCGGACAGGGCAACCGCCUGUACAAGCGGAUGCCGUUCGCCUAAACGCUCGCGCAUCAUCACGACGACGGAUGGAAAGUAUACAGUAUAAGAUAAGCUACAAGAAAAUCAAAUCCUCUCUUAGUCGUUGUGAAGAUACCUUAAGUCUAAGUCUAUGUCGAUUCGACAUAUUAUCUCGAUCUCCUUCCUAGUCCUAACUCUAACUCCACGCCACGAUACACCGGGAAGUAUGACGAAUAGCGUGCGAACAAAAGUGGAAUUAAAUGUUACUCGGGGAGAUGUUACUUCGAAGAUGUUCCUUCUUCGAGUAUAGCGCGACUGAAAAACCUAUAACAUAUCAUUGUAAGCCGUCUAAAUAGGUCUCUAGGGAUAAGGGACACGCUAGCGUAGUUAUGAUAAGAAAGAGUGCGCUGAUGCAUAAGAGCGCCGUUUGACAAAGAUGUUUCUUAAAUGAUAUAGAAGUAAGAUAUAAAGGGUAUAAUAUAAAUGGUAUAGAGGGAAGCUCGAAUGAAGGUUUACCUACUGGUCUACCGGUUAAACUUUUUUUUUUUUUAAUUAUAGAAAGGGAGAUUAGUGGAGCACUUAAUUAUUCGCGGUAAGUCACGGUCGUAGAAAUAAGAUAUAAAUGAGAGGCGUGCACAAAGGGAGAAGUGGAGUACUUGUUAUCGUCGCAGUAUCAUAUUAGACUAUAUUUUAUUCUAUUAAUCAACAAUAUUUUUCGUUACGCUAAUCUGUAGGAUAUUUCGUCAAAGUCUUCUGUCUUUCAAGAGCAAUUUCUUUUUAAAGCAAUAGAACAAUAGAGCACGAACGCUGACACAACAAUGUCAUUGUAUCGUAAAUGGGAUUUUCUUCAAUGAUUUGAGAAUUUUCGAUGUCGAUACCGCAAAUGAUAAUAUCAUUCAAAUUGCAAAAGGCCUUUCAACUGCAUUUUCAUAUAUUUUCAUUAUAUAUUUUCAUUGCGUAUCAUAAAGUCAAAAUUUAUUUAAUAAUUUCUAAUUUAAUAAUAACAAAAAUAAUCUUAUGCAAGAGAAUAUGAUAUACAAGAAGCGCUUCUGAGUUAAAACAUGUAUUAAAAUGAAAACUCAAUCAAAAUCUAAGAAAACAGUUAAAUAAUUCUAAAAAAGACGUUUCCUAAAUUUGAAAUGUUUCCUUGGAUUUUUUUAGAAAGCGCUUUGAACUUCUACAUAUUUAUGAAAUGCAAUAUUUCGCAAUCUUGAAUAAAAUGAAGAAAAUGCAGCUAAAAGGAACAGAAAGAUUAUCAACGGUUGCAAGUUGACUUACAUCUUUAAUUGAGGCUCGAGAGACUCUAAUGAGUCGAGAUGUCAGCGGGACGUGACAAGAAAAGUCGUCUGCAAUGGCGGAAUUAUGACACAAAUAAAAUAAGUACAUUUCUAACAAAUGAUAUUUUUUCAAUUACGAAAACGUUUUCCACUUUAUCGCUAAUAAACGUUUCAAUAUAUGUAACAGUCAUAAAUCAGCCGAACGAUUUGGGAAGCUGUCAGUAAUUAAGAGUCCCUAAUGAGCUCCGAGAAACCGGUUAGGUUUAUUCAUAAGUCUGCCACUGUACGUUCCGUUGAUUAUUCAAACGCACAGUUCGAAGUUAUUUAUUUGUCCUUUCUCAUUUUACACGGUCGUCCGGCGGACGUCGCAAGAAAACGCAAGGUGUCAUUCAGAUGGUUUUAAUGACGGAGAAAUAUUUUCUACUGGGGGAAGAGAACUGAAAGAGAGAGAGGCGCAAGUAUAUUAUAAUACGGUUGAUGUUUCGAGUUUACCCUUAGGAAUCGUACUUAGACGUUUAACUCGACUCUACACGUCGAGAAUACAUUUAUCUCUACCCUUCUCCAAAAGAAACUUCGCACACUGUGUCGGUGUGUAUAUUGUACUCUGUAAUCUAAGUCACAAUUGUGGAGUUGGAAAACGACAUAUUUUAGAAUGUAGGAGAAUUAUUACACUACUGUAAACGAUGCAUAUCAAAGAGGGAAAAAAUUUUUCUCCGCUCUACCUUAUAUUCUGAGAUAUAGCGUUAUAUAUAAAUAUACACAUAACGAAGGAAAAAAGGAGACACUUAAACUCUUAGUGGCAAAAUGUAGGUGUGCGUAUUCAACGUUUAAACACAAAGAUAAAAUUCCAAGCAAGUACCAAGACGAGGAAGUUAUUAAAAAUCGCGGAAAUCGCUCUGUUAAACAUUAAUCGCGGAAAUCACUCUCUGUCGAAUAAUAAAUAUCGCGGAAAUCGCUCUAUUAAUUAUACUAAUGAGAAAUCGUAAUACUAAAUAUACAAUACAUAUCUGUGGCUAUUGUUAUGUGAAAUAUUACUCUGUGGAAAAAUUCAUCAUAAUAUUAAUCGUUAAUGUCGUCAGAGAAAGUAUAAUGUUAAAUAAUAAUCGUUUGAGACCGAUUGCACGAUGUUUUAAGUGUAAUCGUGGGAAGUGCAGUGUUAAGAGUUUUUCGAAAUCGCGUUCGCAUACAACAACACAACACAACAACAACAAGCAACAAUAACAACAACAGCAAACAAGAAUGAUAAAAAUGCUCCAAUCUCAGUAUCCGUAAUAACUUGUUCUUUAUCUUAUUAUUGUGAAGAGAAAAAUCUCUCAGCGAACCGCUGCUUUCCACGCCACUGGUGCUACAAUCGCCCCUGAAGACAUAUUAUCAAUCCUCUACUGUCUCUCGAUAUUUCCGGAAACGUUAAUCUACCUGUGUAAGAGAACUCAAAACAUAUCAUACGAAAUGCCUAAUGCAUUUAAGAGAAUUCUAUAAAAUAUGAAUGUUAAUUAUACAAGA
Messenger RNA from Wasmannia auropunctata (little fire ant), 3603 nucleotides. It is a transcript of the gene spab, whose product is annotated as prohormone-3. The transcript has 6 exons. Lineage: Eukaryota; Metazoa; Arthropoda; Insecta; Hymenoptera; Formicidae. Bases 191 to 865 code for a protein of 224 amino acids. The record is from RefSeq and is a predicted model, not a curated record.